Messenger RNA from Thermothelomyces thermophilus ATCC 42464, 7860 nucleotides. RefSeq lists its product as uncharacterized. The transcript is spliced from 7 exons. Gene Ontology annotation, molecular function: protein binding. The record is from RefSeq and is a predicted model, not a curated record. The coding region runs from base 1 to 7860 and encodes 2619 amino acids. Lineage: Eukaryota; Fungi; Ascomycota; Sordariomycetes; Sordariales; Chaetomiaceae.
AUGCUGCCCUUACGAUCGCGCCGCUAUCGAGCGUCGACAUCGGCCUCUACCCUCCAAACCUCCAAGGCCGCCGAGGUGCUUCAGGCACUCCUUGAACGCCUGUCUGGCACGGUGCGGUCUGCACCAGAGGGCUCGUACCCCCAAAUUGAGGAAUUGGUGGACCGGACUCGCCAGGUUCAUCAGCACAUCGCCGCCGCCGCGCCGCCCUCCUCACCACAGGACGACUUCCGCCAUCUUCGCGGUUUCCAGACUCUGCUCGACGUUCUGCGGUCCUUUUCUGGUUUCUACAAUCCGCAUAAGCGCAGGGAGGAUGAGAGGAGGGCGAUAUUUGACUUGUUACAUGUCGUGUUGGCGACACUCUCUGCCGCCUUCCGCGGCCACCCGGGCAACAGGCGAUACUUUCGGGACAGGGUAGAUGGCGGUGGCUGGGAAGCCCUGGAGCAGACCAUCGCCAGCAUCGGUGUGGGAGGCGGCGACUCGGAUCUCUGGACCAACUGCCAGCUGUUCGGGAAGCUGCUCUCCUUCGCCCUGGACGACCAGCGCUUAGACGAGCUAUGUCGCUCGGUGUCCGCUUGGACGGAUACCGACGAACUCCCGGAGCCGCUGGACGGCACUCGCCGGGAGGCAGAGGAUUCCAUAGAAGGACCAUCAUCGCCGAAACACGACACCGCGCCGAGCCUAGAAGCCAUCGAGAAGAGGGUGGGCGAGAUCGUUGGUCCCAACACCGUUCUUCGGAAUGCCGAAAUCAUCCGGGCCGUUGUUGCCUUCUGGGAAUCGAUACCAAGAGGACCGGGUGUCGGGACAAGUCGUGCAUCGAUCUUAGUCUUGUCAACACUGUCAAACCUGGCAUCCGUCUCGCUCUUCAACCUCGAGGCUCUGCAUGGGGCGGGUGUUCUGUCCAGGCUGCUGCGCUUACUUUUUGCUCAGGACAGCGUUCUCACGACGCUUGAGAUGGAGAAAGCACUGCCGCUUUGCAAAUCUCUGAUGCAACUUGGCAUUGGCCAGCUAGCAGACGCGCAGUUCUUGCUGAGCUGCCGGGACCCCGCCACUUCCGAGUUCUGUCUAAGCAUGACAGAGAAGUACGCCGGCCCCCCCUUUAUCCAGUUCGACCUCUCUCUACAUGGCCACUCGUCCAUAGAGCUUGCGAAUCUUGGCAGGUCAUUCCCGCCACAGACAGCUCCCGGGUACACUUUUACUGCCUGGAUCCGGAUCGAUAAGUUUGACCCGAGCUCCCACACAACCCUCUUCGGGGUCUUUGACGCUACCCAGACCUGUUUCCUUCUGGCCUACCUUGAAAAGGACACCAAGAACUUCAUCCUCCAGACAUCAGUCACGUCCUCGCGCCCCAGUGUGAGGUUCAAGUCGGUUGUGUUCAAGGAGCACCAAUGGUACCAUAUUGCCCUAGUUCACCGCAGGCCCAAGACCAUGGUUGCGAGUAAGGCAAGCCUUUACGUCAAUGGGGAGUUCGCCGAGCAGCUCCGCGCUGCCUACCCAAGCCUUCCCCCGGCCCCGCCUACCAACGCCAGCACGGAGAGCUUUGUUUCUUUUUCGUCAAGCAGUAGCAAGACAAACCCUGUGCAGGGCUUCUUGGGGACGCCGCGCGGGCUCGCAGCACAGCUCGGCCCCGGACUUGUUCAUUCCAAAUGGUCUCUGGCUUCGGCGCACUUGUUCGAGGAUGUCCUCAGCGAUGACCUGCUCGCCGUCUACUUUCGUCUGGGACCACGGUAUCAGGGAAAUUUUCAGGAUUGUCUCGGUGGCUUCCAGACUUACGAGGCCUCGGCUGCCCUCGGGCUCCGAAAUGAGGUGUUUCAUCCGGGCAAGGACGAGAACUCGGACAUUCUAAAGGCCAUCAGGGAUAAAGCGAGCAGCAUCGUACCGGAGCAUCGGGUGCUGCUCAGUCACUUUCCGCGGGCUGUCUUUUCGGCGGAUGGGAAGUUCAUGGAUUCUCUGCUCUUUCGUUCGCUGUGUAAGAGCUCGGCCAGCAGCCUCUUCCACUCGACCGUCAAGAGCGGAUCAGCGGUGGCCGUCAACGGAGCUGUGCCCUGCAUCAACGAUGCCCUGAUCAGGUUGAACGGCAUCUCACUUCUCACGGGCGACCCAGUUGCUGCUAACCCCUAUCAUUUUGAUGACAACCUUUGGAGGCUUGGAGGCUUCACGCCUGUGGCCCUCAAGCUCGUCGAGCGGUCGUCCACAGACGAUGAACUGCUCCGCUCCGUCGAGCUCAUGUUCCAUUGCAUCAGCAACAGCUGGAGGAACAGCGAGGCCAUGGAAAGAGACAAGGGUUACGCCAUUCUGAGCAUGCUGCUUCGCGCUAAACUUGGCUUUGGCGUACCGGGCUCGGACACCCAGUCGCAGGCAUGGCGGCUUCCGUUGACUAACGAGGCAAGGGACCGGUUGAGUUUCCAGCUGCUCAGUUUGAUACUCCAAUUUGUUGGCUACAAGCACGCAAACCCGAUCGAGUCCUUCAUCAUUAACCCGCUGGCCUACCGGGUUUUGCUGAUCGACCCCGACACAUGGCGGAGGUCGUCACCCCUGACCCAGGAGCUAUACUACAAACAAUUUGUAACUUUUGCGGUCAAGAGCAAGCAUCACCAGUUCAAUAGCCGCCGGCUCCUCCGAAUGCGGAUCAUUAAGAGGCUUUUGGAUGCGCUGAAGGCCGAGACGGUCUCGGAAGAAAUCAUGCCUCACUUCAUGGCUUCUUUUGAGAGCCUUGUGAAAUGCAAUUACAAUGCCGAGGUUCAUCGCUCCAUUGCUCUUUUCAUCACCUACGCCUUCCACACCGCGCCUGGCUCUCUGCCGCGGACCCCGAAGCCGGCAUCCACAAGCGGUCGAACCGCCGCCUCUAGCCUCGGCGUCUCGCGGAGGCCCACGACAGAGAGCGGCCGUCCUUCCUCUGUGGCGGGCUCGAGAAUGCUCACCAAGAAGGAGGUGGGCAUCAGGAUCCUGGAGAUGUACACCCGGCUCCUGUGUGACAAGUCCGGCCUGGCCAACAUUCGGAAGUUUGCCAAAACCGUGACUAACAAGUGGCUUCUCUAUCUGCUCGCAGAGAACGACCCGGAAAUCGUGGUUCUUGGCUGCAAGAUCCUGGCUCGCCUGCUUGUCACACAGCCAUCCGGCUACACGGCCAAGUUUGCUAGCAAAACUGGCGGUUUCUGGAUCAUGGCCCAUCGCUUGAAGCAAUGGUGGGACAUUGCGACUCUCUGGCCGAUCCUGUUCAGCAUCCUGUUCGGCUAUGACGUGGCCAAUAUCGACUUUGACAAAUCCUUUGAUUUCUUCAGCCUUCUGGAGAUUUUCGGCGACAGCCGCGUCGUGUUUCCGGAUCUCUUGCCCGUCAUAACUGCUAUGCUGCAGCAAGGUCUGCGAGACAUUCUCAGAUAUCAAGAUGACCCAGAUUCCCCCUCCCGCGACCCCAACGCAACAGUUAGUUCCCGAGAGAGUCUCAGUGCUGUUCAGACGAGGCCCAGAGCGCGCUCCAUGGAACUGCGCCAGGCGCUCGAGCCAAGGAGAACGCAGUUGCCUGACAAGGAGAGAGUCACAGCGAACGCUGCAGUCCUUCAGACUGUUGUUCGUUUCUUGUCUGAUAUGCACAACCGUUCAGUCAAUUUCAGGGACUUCGCACUCUCUUCGGACUACGUUCGACACCUUUGUGCCGCCCUGUAUCCAAUCGUCGUCAGUUCCGACCCGGUCACUGCUGAGACGGAAUUAAACUCCAAAGACACGCUCAACUUUGAGGGAGGCGAUGUCAUCAUCAAACCGGUCCCUGGCUCUUCGUCGACUGCGAUUCCAAUCAUCAAAACGGCUAAUUCGGCGCCGUCGGAUACCCAGCCAGCAUCUCAAAGCCCAGGUCGAGGCACCCCUCUCCGCCGACCGUCAUCGUUCAUCCUGGUCACGUCCCAAUCGCCGCCCUCUGCCCCAGCUCCCGCGCGUCUGAGUCUCGCCAUGUCUCCGACGAAGAAACCCACGACUAGGAGUCCCAGCAAUGCUGUCUUGGAAGGCGUUCUGGAGCUUAUCAUUAGCGUGUUCAUCGACCAGAUAAUAGUUAGGAAGGAGUUCCACGGAUUCGGCCUUCUCUCAAAAGUCCCCCCAGGUUUCCAGGAGCACCGUGCCUACUUUGAGACAUACAUUUUGCGGAAUGUCAUUACGCACCUGCAGAAUACCAUCCAGCUUGACCAGAAGGUACUCACAGAACCCAAGACGCUGCAGAACUUGGCGCGUUUGAACCUCCACAUUGCGGAGGCCGUGUUCGAGGGGUCGUUCAUGAAUGGAGCUGAAACAAUGAUCAACUUCACGGGAACAUUGCUGGAAUAUCUCCAGCGGCCUGAUGUCUCGUCGCUCAAGAGCGUCCGAUUGUGCAGUUCUGCUGUUGCGACGAUUCGCUCGACCUUCCUGAAAUGCACGCUGCUCAGACUCUCAGACAUGGGCGACCCCGAAACGAAGGAUUCUGAAGCUCAGUCUACCAUGGACCAGCUCCUCUACUGGCAGGCGGUCCUGCUCGGUUGUUUGUCGAUGGAGGACGAUUACAUGAAACUUCUCUGGUAUCAACUUUACAACAAACUCGUCGGAUCCCGACAAAACAUCCGCCUCGUCGCUGCAAUGCUCUGGCGAAUCAUGCUUGUUCAGAAGCCUGAAGAGUCGGCAGAGAUCUUUCGGCAAAUCAUGACAGCGGAUCAGCGGCCGCUGGCUCGAGGCUUUGAGAAACUGACCGAGCUGGAUGACGCUGCGUUCCUGGAGUGGGUGGACCAACAUCGCCCGUCGCUCGAUGUCCUCUUUUUGGGUGGCAUGUCUAAGUCCUGGGAGGACUUUGUCGGUGCCGAGAAUCAUCGCACAGCGGAGGCUUCCAAGCUGAGGUUGAAGAACAGGAAGGAAAAGUUGAAGCAAUGGCACACCGAAUCGCUGGAGAGGGACAAUAUCCUCCUUCGGCACGAGAUGGCCAACAGCGCGUGGAUGAAGAGCAUCUACUUCACGGAGCAUUUCAAGCAUCAGAGGCUCCUGCAAGAUUUGCAGGACGACAAUGCCUUCCUUGCCUCGACCUUUGCCAAGAUGGAGCGCGACCUAUCUCGGCCAGGCGCCGUAUUCAGCCAGCCACAGACCAUCAAGUGGCAGUUGGACCGAACCGAGGGAAGGAAUCGCAUGCGCCUCAGACUUCUUCCCCAGUAUCCUAGUCCGCAGCAGCAGGAUUUCCAACCCAAGAAGAACAAUGGCGCUGCAGGGAACUCAAGAGCCACUGUGAAUCCCGGUAACCCCUCAACGACACAGGGAACCCGACCCACGACACCAGCACCCGCCCAGUCCACGGACGUCGAGGCUGGUGUCAGUGUAAAUAAUCCCGACAUUUCGGCAGAUGCCGAUCCGGUUUCCGGAGACGCAGACCAACAGAGCGUUGCGCCGGAAGAAGACUUCGAACUGGUGGAUGACCCUAACGAGCCCGAAGGUGAUGAUACCUUUGAGGACAAGAACAGGAAGGUAAUGAGGCGGCUCCAGCAGGGAGAUUCUGUCCUGAAUGUGUUCAACAUCUCGCGAAUCAUUGGCCUCGAUGCCUCUGAGGGUAUCCUGAUCGUCGGAAAGGAGGCCCUCUACAUCAUGGACAAUCUCUUCCAGAGCGCAGACGGAGAGAUUAUCAACGUCUGGCAAGCCCCGCCUGAGGAACGCGAUCCAUUUUCCAUCAUCAUCACCGGCGGCAAGCCCGGCGAGAGGCGACCAAAUCAGGGUCGCACCGACCAGGAGUCGCGCAGUUGGAAAUGGCAGGAUGUGCUCAGCAUAUCGAAGCGGCGGUUCCUGUUCCGCGAUGUCGCCAUUGAGAUCUUCUUCACCGACGGCCGAAGCUACCUCCUGACCGCUAUAAACCCAGCCAUGCGGGAUGAGGUCUAUUCGAGGCUGACAGCCAUGACGCCGCACACCAACAACCCGAGUCUGCUGCCAAACCCGGAGGAUGUCUGGCGCCUCGAAAGCCUUAGGUUCACCGAAGAGGCCCCGCAGACGCUUGGUGCUAAAUUUGGCAGCAUCUUCCAGUCGUCAGCAUGGAACCCCAUGAUGAAGCGAUGGCAGAGGGGGGAGAUAUCCAAUUUCCACUACCUCAUGCUCGUGAACACCAUGGCAGGCCGGACGUUCAAUGACCUUACCCAAUACCCCAUCUUUCCUUGGGUCCUGGCAGACUACACCAGCGAGGAGCUCGACCUCAACAAUCCGGCCUCGUUCAGGGACUUGUCGAAGCCGAUGGGAGCGCAGUCGCCAGGUCGUGCAGCCGACUUUGCUAUGAGAUAUAAGAGUCUUGCCGAGAUCGGCGAAACACCGUUCCAUUACGGGACGCAUUAUUCGUCUGCGAUGAUCGUCUCGUCGUACCUCAUCCGGCUCCCGCCGUUUGUGCAGUCCUUCGUCCUGCUGCAAGGGGGCACGUUUGACCACCCUGACCGAUUGUUCUUCUCCAUCGAGGGCGCUUGGAAUUCGGCCUCCCGCGACAAUGGCUCGGACGUGCGCGAGCUGAUUCCGGAGUUCUUCUACCUUCCGGACUUCCUGACCAACAUCAACGGCUACAAUUUUGGUGUCCGGCAGGGAGACGGAGGCAGAGUGGAUAAUGUCAUUUUGCCGCCGUGGGCCAAGGGCGACCCUAAAAUCUUCAUCGCGAAGAACCGCGAAGCACUGGAGAGCCCGUACGUCAGUCAGCGGUUGCAUCAAUGGAUCGAUCUCGUCUUCGGCUACAAGCAGCGCGGGGAGCAGGCCGUGGAAAACCUGAACGUCUUCCAUCCUCUGUCGUACAAGGGCGCCAGAGACCUUGAUAACAUCACGGAUCCUCAGGAACGGGCUAUCACCACGGGGAUCAUCCACAACUUUGGACAAACUCCGCACCAGGUCUUCACGAAGCCUCAUCCACCAAGGGAGUACGACCGAUGUCCGAUUAAGCGGCUGGACACAUCUGUCGGAGCUCUGACCAGGGUGUCUUACCCACUGCUAGAGAGCCGUGAGCGAGUGGCUUCGCUUACCUAUGUGCCCAAGCUCGAUCGCCUUCUCUGCGCGUCACCGUUCCGCCUCAACCUCCCUCCACACUACGAUAAAUUCCUCGAAUGGGGCUACACCGACAACAGUGUGCGCUUCUUCCUGAGCGAUAAUAGAAAGCCCGCUGGUCUCUUUGAGAACCUACACAUCGGCCAAAUCUCGACGCUCAUCUUCGCCGACUCCAAGACCCUCAUCACGGCCGGUGAGGACUGCGUCGUCUCCGUUUACACGGUCCAGUCCUCCCCAAGCAAACCGCUCGUCGACCUGCAACUCCGCUCCUCCCUUUUCGGGCACAAGACCCCGGUCACGCACAUGGCCGUGUCCAAGGCGUUCAGCACGAUCCUGACCGUCUCCCAGGACGGCGUUGCCUUCCUCUGGGAUCUCAACCGGCUCGAGUUCAUCCGCAAGCUGCCGCUGGUCCGGCCGGGCGUCGAGUGCGCCAAGAUCAACGACGUGACGGGCGACGUGAUGUUGUGCGCGGGCCAGCACGUGCUGCUGUACACGCUCAACGGCGAGCUCAUCCUUGACCAGAACGUCUGCGCGGGGACUCACGAGGCGGCGGCCGAGGACUACGUGCACUCGUGCGCCUUCUACGAAGGGUCCGGCGGGAACGAGUGGCUGGAGAACCAGCUCGUCUUCACGGGCCACAAGAGGGGGGUAGUGAACGUGUGGCGCAAGACGGUGGGCCCGAGGUCGGGCCGGUGGAUGCUCGAGUUCAUGCGCCGGCUGGACCACGUCAAUCUCAAGAGCGAGACGGGCGCCAACAUCGAGGCGGCUAUCACGUGCAUCGCGCCGUUGCCGGGGCUGGUGUACACUGGGGAUGAUGAUGGCCGGGUGUGGGAAUGGAACUUGGUUCAGCGUGAUAGGUAA